GCGACUGAUGUGAAGCGUGGGAAUUGAGAUUUUCUAGGGUUUUGAAAUUGCUAGAAAUGGAUGCAAUCGAAGAGAGAGUUGCGGAGAAGGAAAGCGGUGGAUGCAUCGAUCUGUGCCUUGGCGAAGCAGUAGUGGAUCUGACUGGCCACAUUCAUCAGCUCCCAUGCUGCAUCAAGUACAACGGACCUUGUUCUGUUUCUCACUAUUUCAAACCUAAACAUACCGGGAUAGAGGUUGAGGGUUUGAAGGUGGAGGAGGCCUUCUUUAGGGGAAGAAAGUUGCAGGGAACCACUAUUCACCUUCCGGAGGGCUAUUCUGACAAGAGCGUAGAAGAAACCAAUCUCAGAACGGAAGCCCUUUUGAUUGUACCGGGAAUAUUGAGCUUUGUCCUAGGAAAAAAGAGUUCCAACACGACAAAAUCUACUGGCACAUCUGAAGGAAACAUGAACAGAUGGGAAACAAAUGCAAAAUUUCAGGCGAUAACAUUUUGGAAUCAUGACAAUCUUCCUUCACAAGAUGAUUCUUAUGUGCGGUCAUUUCACUGGUUGGCUGUUUCCAAAGCACUGCAUAAGCCAGCGAUGGCUGAAGAUUUGAGGGUUGCAUCUCUUGCCCUGGAGCAAGAGUUGUGUACAUCAGAAAAGUGAGGAGCAUAAUCUUCCACAUUUCCAGUGUACUUUCCAUGCCUAAGUAACUGUUUUUGUAAUCAUAGUGUAGUCAAAUUUGAAAUUGUAUUAAUACUUUUCAUUUGAGCUUCAAACCUGAAAAGGGAUUCUUAAUUAUCAUACAAUGUGAAGUUCAUUCCA
Vitis vinifera (wine grape) is the source of this 803-nucleotide messenger RNA. RefSeq lists its product as uncharacterized. Gene Ontology annotation, biological process: RNA catabolic process. The record is from RefSeq and is a predicted model, not a curated record. Gene Ontology annotation, cellular component: ribonuclease H2 complex. The transcript has 5 exons. Bases 57 to 644 code for a protein of 195 amino acids. NCBI's taxonomy places the organism in Eukaryota, Viridiplantae, Streptophyta, Magnoliopsida, Vitales, Vitaceae.